AGGAAAAACAUGGCAAAGGAUCAAAGAGAAAGAACACAACAACAAACAACAACUACUUCUUAAAACUAUAAAACUCUUGUAAUAAUAAUAAUAAUUAAUUCAUCUGUCUCUCUCUCUAUCCAUAGCCAAAAUCAAAAUCAAGGAAGAAAGAAACCCAUCACCAGUCAUCACCAACAACACAUAGUACUAUCAUGGGUUGUUGUUCUUCUUCAAUUCUAGCUGAAACUCAUCCAGAAAAAGACCACAAAAAAACCCAUCAACAACAUCCUCUUAAUCCAUCAGGUUCAAUUGUACUUGACCCUGCAACAGGAAUCCCUUCCUUCUGUGAAUUCUCUUUCCCUGACCUCAAAACAGCAACGAAUAACUUCAGUCCUGAUAACAUAGUCUCUGAAAGUGGUGAAAAGGCACCUAAUCUUGUCUACAAAGGCAGGCUUCAAAACCGGAGGUGGAUCGCUGUUAAAAAGUUUACGAAGAUGGCUUGGCCUGAUCCUAAACAGUUUGCGGAGGAGGCAUGGGGGGUGGGGAAGUUGAGGCAUAAAAAGCUGGCUAAUUUGAUAGGGUAUUGCUGUGAUGGAGAUGAGAGGCUGCUUGUUGCUGAGUACAUGCCUAAUGACACCCUAGCUAAGCAUUUAUUCCAUUGGGAAAAUCAAACCAUUGAAUGGGCAAUGCGUUUAAGAGUAGCCCUCUACAUUGCUGAAGCCUUAGAUUAUUGUAGUUCUGAGGGCCGUCCACUAUACCAUGACUUGAAUGCCUAUAGGGUUCUCUUUGAUGAGGAUGGUGAUCCACGCCUUUCAUGUUUUGGCUUGAUGAAAAAUAGUAGAGAUGGGAAAAGUUAUAGUACUAAUCUUGCUUACACCCCUCCAGAGUAUCUAAGAAAUGGAAGGGUCACACCUGAAAGUGUUAUUUACAGCUUUGGUACUGUCCUUCUGGAUUUGCUAAGUGGAAAGCAUAUCCCUCCAAGUCAUGCAAUUGAUAUGAUAAGGGGAAAAAACAUCACUCUCUUGAUGGAUUCACAUUUGGAAGGAAACUUUUCUACAGAAGAAGCAACUGUGGUUGUUGGGCUUGCCUCUCAAUGUUUGCAAUAUGAACCUAGGGAACGGCCUAGUACAAAGGACCUUGUUACAACACUAGCUCCACUGCAAACGAAACCUGAUGUUCCAUCAUAUGUAAUGCUCGGAAUAUCAAAGCACGAGGAAGCCCCAGCAACUCCUCAGCGCCCCCUCUCCCCAAUGGGGGAGGCCUGUUCACGGAUGGACCUAACAGCAAUUCAUCAGAUCUUGGUUAUGACACACUACAAAGAUGAUGAGGGAACAAAUGAGUUAUCGUUCCAAGAGUGGACGCAGCAGAUGAGAGAUAUGUUGGAAUCGAGGAAGAGAGGGGACUUUGCAUUCCGUGACAAAGAUUUUAAAACUGCCAUUGACUGUUAUUCUCAGUUCAUCGAUGUAGGAACCAUGGUUUCCCCAACUGUUUUUGCUCGGCGCAGUCUUUGUUUUCUUUUGUGUGAUCAACCAGAUGCUGCUCUUCGAGAUGCAAUGCAAGCACAGUGUGUUUAUCCAGAUUGGCCAACAGCCUUCUACAUGCAGUCAGUUGCCCUUGCUAAACUUGACAUGCACAAUGACGCUGCUGAUAUGUUGAAUGAAGCUGCUGCAUUAGAAGAAAAGAAGCAAAGAGGUGGAAAAGGAUCAUGAGAAUAAGAUAUAUAAUAAUAAUAAUAAUAAUAAUAAUAAAUAUCCACACACCACUACCGACUGUCAUCGAGGCUACCCCAAGUUUGUGUAAAAUUUGAGCUGUGAAUUGAAUUUGUUUUCAUCAAUGUAAUGUAGAGAAGAAAAGAAAAAAACACUUGCUCAUUAAUGCAUGUAUAAUUUUUCCCGUUCUACUGGGGUUCUGAA
This is a messenger RNA of Populus nigra (black poplar), 1892 nucleotides long. RefSeq names its product serine/threonine-protein kinase BSK1-like. NCBI's taxonomy places the organism in Eukaryota, Viridiplantae, Streptophyta, Magnoliopsida, Malpighiales, Salicaceae. The transcript has 9 exons. The coding region runs from base 192 to 1688 and encodes 498 amino acids. Gene Ontology annotation, molecular function: protein kinase activity; protein binding; ATP binding. The record is from RefSeq and is a predicted model, not a curated record. Gene Ontology annotation, biological process: brassinosteroid mediated signaling pathway; protein phosphorylation.